AGGAUAUUUUUUUUAGUUUCACUUUGGUUGCCAUUUCAAGCAGUUAAAAUGGAAAUUAAUUUUCAUGGGAAACGUGCUUUAGUUACCGGAGCUAGCCAAGGUAUUGGCCGGGAAUUAGUUAAAAAGCUAGUACUAUGUGGCGCCAAAGUCAUUGCUGUUGCUAGAAAUCAGCAACUUCUAGAAUCGCUCCAAAAGGAAGUUCCAAGCAUUGAAAUUAUCGCUGCCGAUUUAUCAAAUUGGAAAAAUACUGAGGAAGUCUUAAGUAAAAUAGGAAAUGUGGAUUUGUUGGUCAAUAAUGCCGGUUUGGCCAUAUUGGGACCUUUGACUGAAGUCACUGAGGAAGAUGUGGAUAAGGUAUUCGCCAUCAACAUCAAAUCCAUGAUAAACGUGACCAAGCAAGUAAUCAAGAACCUCUUGGCAAGAAAAGCGCCGGGUUCCAUUGUGAACAUUUCCUCACAAGCCUCCGUAGCAGGUCUAGCCAAUCACUCGGUUUACUGUGCUUCAAAGGGGGCAGUGGACGCGUUCACACGAUCCAUCGCUUUGGAUUACGGCCGACAUGGCAUACGAGUGAACAACGUCAAUCCUACUGUGAUCAUGACCGAUAUGGGACGAUUGGGUUGGUCUGAUCCCAAAGUCGCUGCGCCAAUGUUGGACCGGAUACCUUUGGGAAGAUUUGGCGAAGUGGAUGAAGUUGUUAAUUCUGUCAUUUUUCUUUUGAGCGAUAUGUCUUCGAUGACGACAGGAUCUAAUGUUUACGUUGAUGGGGGUUAUAUUGCUGUUUAAUAUCUUGAAAAAUAUAUUGGACAACACUGUAAUUUACUAUUUAAUUACAUAAUGUAAACUUCAUCCUUUUAAUUCAAUAAAACAACCAUCAG
Messenger RNA from Ceutorhynchus assimilis (cabbage seed weevil), 875 nucleotides. NCBI's taxonomy places the organism in Eukaryota, Metazoa, Arthropoda, Insecta, Coleoptera, Curculionidae. The record is from the annotation of a GenBank genome assembly.